This is a messenger RNA of Solea senegalensis (Senegalese sole), 3740 nucleotides long. RefSeq names its product RPA1 related single stranded DNA binding protein (gene radx). Gene Ontology annotation, molecular function: single-stranded DNA binding. Bases 395 to 2902 code for a protein of 835 amino acids. Gene Ontology annotation, biological process: regulation of DNA repair. Gene Ontology annotation, cellular component: replication fork. NCBI's taxonomy places the organism in Eukaryota, Metazoa, Chordata, Actinopteri, Pleuronectiformes, Soleidae. The transcript is spliced from 15 exons. The record is from RefSeq and is a predicted model, not a curated record.
UUAGCCGACUGUCCGCAGCUCAGCGCGGAAUUUAAAAAUAUAUUUGUUAGAUAAAUUAUCUGGUUAGUGUAUAGAACUGACUGAAAUAUGCGAUAUUUAAAUGUUAGAAAUUUUAUUUAUAUACAAAGUUAGCUUAUAUAUGGUUUCCGCUAUUGUUGAAAACAAAUAGUGACGCAAUCAAACAGCACCCGCGUUAUUUGUGUCGUUUCAGACGGAGGUAACAUUUUAACUUCGUUAUCGACGUCAACAUUCUUCCUAAAAUGAUUAAAAACGGUAAUAGUUACUGAUUCUGCGUAUACAUUUACUUAGUAACAAAUGUUUGGCUGGGAUCGUUUGAAUGCGCUGAUCUUACUUGACAGGAAGAACUUUUUCGUUUUUUAGCCAACACGCUAACAUGAGAUCAACCGACGACAACAGCUCGUCCUGUUCUUCGGCCGUUUCUCCUGCGUCCUUCCUGCAGAGGACACUACAGCGACUGUCUUCUACACAGAGUCUGACGUUAAAGGCAGAUGAGGAAGCUCCUGUCGCCGUCAUUACUCUUCAGAGGUAUUUAUCUGACCACAGUGAAGGACAACAGCAACGACCCCACAGCUACAGCUACGACAUGACUGUCACUGACGGGCUGUGGCGAGCCAAAUGCUACAUUCACCCUUGCUUAAACCACCUAGUUCACACAAACACCCUGAGGACCGGUGCUGACAUCAGCAUUACCCAGUGCUCUUAUGUGUACAACGAGAAGAGACUGGGACACGGCUUCAUCUGCAUUGAAAAGGUCAGAUGUUGUGCAGAGAACUCUGCCCUCCUGCCCCGGAUUAAAGGCGCCAGGUCACUGCCUCUGCUGGUCAAGCAGGGCAUGGAGAGGAGUGUGGAGCUGCAGAGUGAUGUUCCCCUUCAGGUGAGCCGCAAACACUACCUGCCUCUAUGGAACAACGACGAUCCAGAGGGAGACAUCUGGACCUCAGCAUCCUCCUCAGCUGACACAGUACUGGACGUGUCCAAGAUUACUCUUCUUUCUAGUCUAGAGUCAAACUUCAGAAGCUCAUGGAAACCUUUGCCUCUCCUAGUGAAGAUAAUUCACAAAUCCAGAUUAAGAUAUUAUGGCAAGUUUGGGCUCAAGAUUGAUUUUCCUUACCAGGCCUACUUUGAAGUUGCAGACCAGAGCGGCACAAUGUCCCUUGUGCUUUGGAAUGAACUCUGUCCAGAGUUUUACCAGAGACUGAAUGUGGGCACAGUGUUGUACCUUCAGAACUACACCCUGAAGCAGAGUUAUUCAAACCGCUCACGCCCACAAAUGGACCAUCACAGAAUCAAGGCUUUUACCUCUGUCGAAAUCUGCCUGAACCCUCGCAACCCAGCUUCAAUCAUCACUAUAGUGUCACAGAAGAGUGUGCUGCCUCAGUGGGGGCUGCCCAAGGUUUCCUACCAGUUCACCACCAGGUCAAGGCUGGAAGAACUAUCCAACAAUUCUGCAUGUGAUGUUAUUGGACUGGUAACAUUCGUUGGCCGUGUUGAAAGAGUCAAGAGUAAAGGGAACAUGACUGUGGAAAAAUAUUGGACGUAUCGUUGGGUCCAUGCUGUGGAUGGUACAUCUCAUCAUCCCUUUAUCCUAGAGAUUUUUUCCUCUUCUCAACCAGAAAUCUUCAAUUCUAUUUGCCCAAUGACCUACCUGGUUUGCACGCAGAUGAGGGUUUGUCCUGUCGAAGGCUCAUUGCCUUACCUUACAAGUAGCUGCGAGACAGAGAUGUUCAUCUCAGGUUACCACAGAGGGCAACCGUACGUAAAUGAACCCAGAGUAAAGAGCUUCAUCCAGUGGACCAAGACUCUGAAAGACAACGUUGUCCUACAAAAGACGGCUGUUGGUGGCCAUUACUGCUACCCUCACCCCCCGAGGACUUUCACACAGUCAACGGCUGAUGCCUCAGCUCAAGUGCCUCUGGUUUCUGCGGCCGAUUUGAAGACAGAGUUAGAGACGCUGCAAUAUAGGGAACACAAAAAACUGGCAAUUCAAGGACAGAUCACGUCAGUGUCGUACAUGAAAACGCCAAAGACCGCACAGUCGCAAGAAACACAAGAGAGAGAGCUGUCAGACGUUUCUACUGUUAUGUGUGUAGCAGACACACACAGUCAGCCCUCAGCAGCCGAGCAGACUGAGGAAAUCUCACCUAGCAGAAGGAAAAGAAGAAUUCAUACCAGGAAAAGCAUGCAGUCCUUGGAGUUCAGUGGCACAACACCGAAAAGAAGAGCACAACAAAAAACCACAGAACACGGAGGAGAGCGGGAAGACAAAGACUCUGAAUCAGAAGAAGCUCAGGAUGUGGUGCAUAGUCCACAGUCACAAAAUCCAAAUGAGGGUUCUGACAUUUUGUCUUGGGAAAGCAGCAGCUGGCCAAAGCAAAGAGAGGAAGUGUCUGAACAUUUGAUGCCGAGUGGACUCUGUGAGGACAGUGUCUCUCAGAGGUUCACAACGGAUGAGAAGACCAUGCUGCUGCGCUGGAGUAACCUUCAGUCAAUGUGGUGGACACCAGAGCAAACCACUGACACUCUCCCACCUGUGGUCUGUCCAGGAUUCUACCAAGUGACAAUAUUAGGCAUUAAUAAGCAGAUAGCUGUUGAUGCUGCGUAUUUUCCUGUGGUGAGUGCUGAUGAGCCCAGGGCUAUAGGACUUCCCCAGGAUCCCCAUGGCAACACAAUGCUGUCCUGCCUUUCUUCAGGCUUCCUCUGCCCUCUCAGAGACGACCACAGUGAUUCAGCUGCUCCUGAGCCAGAGGACAUCUUGGCGACCGCCAGCGAGCUGGAGGACACGCACAUCGUGUGUGUCCUUGAUCUUUGCCAUCUAGGAGGAGAUAAGGUGGAAGCCCUGAUCAACAAGGUUUACAGAGUGACGGAUGUUUCUGUCAGCUAACGGCUACACCUCCCACCCACCUCCUGUCUUUUCAUAUUUGUAAAUUCUGAUUACUUGUCACACAACACUUAGAGUAGUGCUUUGAGAUUGGAAGGUAGUGAAAUGGUUAAAUAAACCAUAACAGGUUUAUCACAAACAGGAAAUAUUAAAUGCAGCCUAGGAGUUUACAAACUUAAAUUUACAGUCAAAAAAAGGCUGUUUAACCGUGAGAUAAAGUGGAAAAUGUCUUAUUAAGAGAUCAUAGAGUCUAUUGGUUUAGAGUUUUUCCUUAUGUGCCUGUUGGCAGCCAAGUUUACAGAGACUCUGUGUCAUUACAACCACACUUUAAAAAUCCUGAACUAACCCUUUAAGAACACACAGCUGAGAAACAUACUCAGAAUAGCAAUUUUCAAAUCAGUAUCCUGGUUGAUUUGAAAAUAUUUCAGUAUAGAAUAAUAUCAAGGUAUAUUUUGGAAUGUAAAUUUAAAGAAUAUUAAUUUAGUUUUAAAGCUUCGUUUGAUAAUUAAUACAGUGACAGAAACAAGCGAGAAGUGACUGUACAAACACCAAAUUAAGCACAAAAAAUACCUUCUUUUAAUAAGACACUUCAUUAUCUGUUACAAAAUCACUUUCAUUUUAAAAUCAUGUAACAUACAUAUUUCAUCUUUUGGACAUAUAAAUUAAACAAUUAUGUAGUCUAGACCUUUUUUUUAUACAAUAUAUUCAAUGUUUUUUGUAUGAAACAACAAAGGGCUGAGUGUGUGUGUGUGUUUGUGUGUGUGUACAAAUGUGAUUAAACUCACACACCUUCAAAAACAGACACUUGAUGCUUAAAUAAAAAAAAAAUACAUGACAAAAA